This is a messenger RNA of Cuscuta campestris, 847 nucleotides long. The record is from the annotation of a GenBank genome assembly. Lineage: Eukaryota; Viridiplantae; Streptophyta; Magnoliopsida; Solanales; Convolvulaceae.
CUUGGUACUUCUCACCCCUGGAUCUGAGCUCUGGGGUCAGUAGACUAGUAGAGUGUAAUCCACAAAAUCCUAGUCCUAUCUUUCCCAACAAUUUUCUCCAGAUUCUCUCUCCUUUCUCUUCUAGCAACUCCCUUCUCUUACUACACCGUACCGAUCGUUACUGAAGACCAGAGAAAAAUGGGCGGAGGAAUGGAAACUAACAAGAAUAAGUGGAUCGAGGAAUGGUCAUCCGCGAGGGAGAAUUUGGAGCACAACUUCAGGUGGACGAGGCGUAACUUUGCCCUUGUUGGCCUCUUUGGAAUCGCCUUGCCUAUCUUCGUCUACAAGGGAAUCGUCAAAGAAUUCCAUAUGCAAGAUGAAGACUGGGGCAGGCCACACAAGAAAUUCUUGUGAGUGUCGGAUCUUUGUGUAAUGCUUUUUGGGAGAACCAGAAGCAUGUUUUCAUCGCAUUCCGCCAGGGUGUGAAAUUUCUUGUCUAUUUACUUUUAAUAAUGCCGACAUCGUUCCAAGACCUGCAUUUGUGUGACCAUCUAAUAAGAUUAUGUUCUAUAAUAACAACUUCUCAGUAUUUGUACUGCAUGGUGUGGUUCUAUGGCAAUAGCUUUAGGACUUGUUAAUUGAGUGAAAGGAAUAUGGAUUUUGAUAUCUCCGAUAUCAAAAUCUCUUUUGUGGUGUACGUUUGGUGUGAAGUCUGAACAAGGUUAGAGUUUAAUAUCUCUUGAGUCUUGAUAUCACACCUCUUUUGUAGUCUUUUUUUGAAGUCUAAACAAGGUUGAGGUUUGAUAUUUUCUAGUAUAACAACUCUUGAUAUCUUGAAUUUGGGAGAUAUCAAUUUAUGGUGUUUUGA